This is a messenger RNA of Loa loa (African eye worm), 913 nucleotides long. RefSeq lists its product as hypothetical. The transcript is spliced from 3 exons. The coding region runs from base 61 to 501 and encodes 146 amino acids. Lineage: Eukaryota; Metazoa; Nematoda; Chromadorea; Rhabditida; Onchocercidae. The record is from RefSeq and is a predicted model, not a curated record.
ACUUCAAGGACCGAAGCUAAAGAAUGGUAUAGAUGAUUGAUCUGUGACAUAAAAAAAGUUAUGCGAUUGACGGCUUUCUUACGGAAGAAUUUAAAUAUACCUGAAUGGAAUCGUCGUGUUUGGGAAAUCGGAUAUCGUGGGCCUCCUCUUCCGAAACUGAAAAUAAAAGGCAGACCGGAUUAUCCGAUUAGUAGCAAUGCCAUCAGACAAUUACAGGAUAAAAUGAAACUGGAAUAUGAAGUAAUGAAGUGCCUUGCAACACCUUACCUUACCAAGGAGAUGGAACGUGAAUAUAUUAAGAAAUAUGGUACGUCUGCGGAACAGCGGGAGAAAGAGCUUUUAGAAAUAGAACAACGUCGCAUGCCAGGGAAACCUAAAAAGAGAAUUGUUGGAAGUGGUAAGGUGUUGAAAGCGAGAGCGAAUGUUGGUAAUCUGUUGCAUGAACAUCGAACUAUCGAAAGCAGUUUGAAAGAACUAAUUGUUAGGCAACGUUGGGAUUGAGCUCAGUAUCUUUUUUUAAUAUUUUGUUCGUGGCAUUAUGAGUUCCUAGAAUGAAUCUGCACUAACUAGUGCAAAUAUUGCUACAUAUAUUGAUAGGAUACUAAUGAUAUCUGCAAUGAAAUGUCGGCACAAAAUUGUUCUCACUUUCAUCACAGCAUGGGCUAAAAAGUCUUAAAAAUCCAAUAUUCCAUAUCGCAUAGCUUUAGGGAUCUUAAUUUCGCAAUAAAAUUAGUGACAGAUGGACACUGGUAUUCUGAAAUGUGGAAAGUGAGAAACAACGGUGGCUUCAAGUUUGGCGAAGAGAAUAAGAAUAUAGAAAAAAUCGCUUUGUAACCACAGUAAUCAUAUAUUGCUUGAAAAGGAUAAAGAGACCAAUUUCGUGAUGUUUUGUUGAUUUUUCGUGUUUAGUAAU